CAGCAAAAUCAAACCCUAAAAACCACUUCACAUAGCACAAGACAGGCGGGAAUUCGAUUUCCGAUCGCUUCGCCCAAACUUCGAUUACAUUCUGCGCUGUUACAGCCUUACAGCUCUCUGGUGCCACGCAUCAUGGAUCCUAAGGUGCAGUCUUCACCACCUGAUACCGAAGACGAAAAAGCGACUUUUCGUAAGUCAUCCAAUGAUGUGGCUAGCAGGAAGUAUCGUCGGCAUUCGAUUGAUAUUAAGUCAUCGGGAGAUCCUGAGAGCCCCAGAAAUGAUCGCACCUCCAGUCCAAUAUUUACUAGGGGUGAGCCUGGUAAAGUUUCUGAACAUCGAGAAAGUAGAAAAGAUGAAGGGAGAAAAUAUGACAGGGAUCAGCGUGUAAAAUCUGGAGAUGCUGAUUCCCGCUCCUCUAAGAAUCCACAUCCUAACUCAAGGCAUGAUGACUAUGGCAGACGCGAUGAAGACAGACGUAGUAAGCCUUCUUACCUUGAUAGGGAUUCUAGGGGUACUUCUCGCUCGGAUCGUAUGAGAGAAGAAAGUGAUAAUGGUAGGUCACGUGAUUACAGAAGGUAUUCUGACAAAUAUUCUCGUGAUAGAGACACUCAGAGAAGUAAGGAUAAAGAGUCAUAUCCUGUACCCGACCGGAAACAAACUAAUUCAACUUCAGAGGACAAAGACUUUCACCGCCACAGGAAUGUCAGAGAUAAUCGAGAUGGGGAAAGGGAUUAUGGGAGAAGCUCUGACUACGGAAAUGAGCGCACAGAUUAUCGUGGCGGAUCUAGAGGACGUGUUAAAGAGUCCCUUCUUUCUAGGAGGGAUGAUGAUAAAUAUCGCGCUAGAGAAUUUCAGAAAGGCAAUCCCAAUGAAGUUGAUGACUGGAGGGAAAAGAAGAAACGUGAUGGUUCUGAACCUGAUAGAGGCGAUGAUGCUUACUCAAGAGCAUCAGGACAGAAUGAAGACAAAUCUCUUUCCAUGACUGAAUCCCAGCAAUCCGAGGCCAAACGAAUGAAGCUCUUCAGUUCAGAUAAGGCCGUUCAUCCUAGUGGAGAUGGUGAAAAGCAGUCCUUGAGCCCUAAGCAGGUGGCAGCAGCUGGUACCGGAAGUAUUUCGGAGGCUACUAAUGACCUGAAUGCAGCCAAGGUUGCUGCCAUGAAAGCUGCUGAACUAGUCAAUCAGAACCUUGUUGGCGGGAGCUUCAUGUCUACUGAUCAGAAGAAGAAAUUGCUGUGGGGGAACAAGAAGAGCACCACCACCUCAGAAGAGCUUCCAACACUUCAGAAGAGGUGGGACACCUCAAUGUUUGGCGAUCGUGAAAGACAAGAAAAGUUCAACAAACUCAUGGGUGUGAAGGGGGAUGCAAAGGCAGAAUCCCAGACCAACAACAACCAAGAGGGUCUCCAGGCCGAAAAGCAGGAGCAGCUCCAGAUGGAGUUAGAGAAGCAGUACACAGCUGGGCUUCGUCGACGAGAUGGCCGCACUGUCGGAUUAGGACUCUGAUGAGCGACUGUGUCCUGUUACCGACACGGACAGAAGCUCUUCUUCUUGGUCACAUGGAUUUUCUCGUGUGAUCCAGCUACUAUUAGUGAGAUAGGACCUCGGGGGUUGUAGCUUGAUGAUGGUUUUCAGGUCCGUAACGAUCAAAUGAUUUGGUACAUAUUGGAUAUGAUAUUCAAGUAGAUUUGGUUUUGAAGUUACGAAUUUUCGUAGCGUUAAAAGAAUAAGAUUGAAUUUAAUCCGAUGUAUGUCACCGCCUAGGUUCGAUGUAUUAGGUGAUGCUAGAAAGCAACGGCUGUGGUGGGAAAAGACGUGGGAGGGCGGAGGAUUCAUUGUCCAUGGCCCUAGUGGCCAACAACUAUAAAAUUUAAAAUCUUGUGGAUCUUGCUAAUCGAGCCCAUGCAAUAUUUGUAGUGGACUUUUCUUUUUUAUGACUAAUGUCUAAGUUUUUAUUAUUAUUUAAGUCGAUUUUUCGUUUAAUAUAUUUUUGUAAUAAUUUUUAAUGGGUG
Molecule: messenger RNA, 2009 nt
Organism: Linum tenue
Lineage: Eukaryota; Viridiplantae; Streptophyta; Magnoliopsida; Malpighiales; Linaceae
Source: the annotation of a GenBank genome assembly